This is a messenger RNA of Telopea speciosissima, 2161 nucleotides long. RefSeq names its product trichohyalin-like. The transcript is spliced from 2 exons. Bases 9 to 2093 code for a protein of 694 amino acids. Lineage: Eukaryota; Viridiplantae; Streptophyta; Magnoliopsida; Proteales; Proteaceae. The record is from RefSeq and is a predicted model, not a curated record.
ACACAGAGAUGGCUUUGAUGGGGGGUUCGUCGAAAGGGUAUGGACAUAGCAAUAGCAGUGGAAACAGGGGAAGGGCGUAUGGGAUGCUUCUACUGUUAGCGUUUGGGGCGGCAGUGUUUGGGGUUAUGCUUCUCCACAAGCUUAGGGAGAGACGAGUCUUUGACCUCCUCCUCAAAGACAAGGACCGUGAGCUCCUCUCCCUUCAGUUCCUCCUCCAGAAGGAAAGAGUUACAACAAAAGAAGUGAAAAGAAAAAUGGAAGAAGUGAAAACAAAGAUAAACUCUCUUAGGACCCAAAAGACACAACUCAACAACAGGAUUGCGGAUAUGCAGUCCAUGACAUCUUCCCUUAAACAGGAGCACAGAGCAUUGGAAUCAGCACUUGAAAAAAUGCAGAAUGAGAACAAUAUUCUAAGAGAGAAAGAUAUUAGCUCAGCCAAGGAGAAUCCUGAGAUAGUUGCUCUAAAAGAACUUUUGAAGCAGAAGGAAGCUGAAAUUAAAGAAAUGAAGGACCGUCUCGAGACACCUACCAAAAUCUGGUCAGUAAGUGCUGACGACCCGUCAAACCCACCAGUAAAUUUGACUACAACAGGGACUACAGUAGAGGAGAAUGAAAAUGAGGUCGGUAAGAGUAAAAAGGCGAAUUUCACUGCUGAAUACCAGCAACUGCAAGAGUUGAAUGUGAAAGAUGGACAGAAUUCAACUAGUAGACAUGAAGCUGAAAAUGGAACUGGAAUAGAAGGUAAGAAUCAGACUGUAAUUCCUAGAGAAGAGCAGUUGCAGACAUGGGACAAUAAUCCAGUUGGUGAAAAUACAACACAGAGAGGUGCCUCAAUGCAGGAUUCUACACAGAGAGGUGACAAUGGUGAAAAUAAUGCAGAUGACCAUCAAGGAGAGGGACAAAUUGGAGAUGGGGGUUCAGAGAAGCCUGAGGUUCCUCAAGAAGACAGGGAUCCCAAAGGAAGGAACCAGAGUAACGGGAAUGAACGAAAUAUGGAUGAAAAGUCUCAUGAUGAUGAACUUUUGAAAACUGGAGAUGCAGAAGUUAUAGAUGAGGAUCAUGGUGCCAUUAGAAAUGGGGAAAUACUAAAACUCAAAAGUCCUGCAGAAGUUAUAGAUGAGGACCAUGGUGCCAUUAGAAAUGGGGAAAUACAAAAACCCAAGAAUCCUCAAGAUAGUGAUGGUCGGGAACUCGGUAUGAAUUCAAAGGGUGAGAUAAAGUUGGAAGUGCAUUCUGAUGUCUCUCAAAUUGAUUUAACUUCUAGAACAAGAGGCAGGUCUAGAAGUAAGAAGGGACAAAGGAGACGACGAAUGAUAUCUGGGGAGAGGGAAUUAGAGAAGAGUGGAAACUCUAAGGAGGCUUUGGGAGAUGAACAUGAUCAAGAAAAUGCUGUUAUGAGGGAAGGACAGGGAGAAGGGCACUCAGAAAUGCAUGACAAGUCCAAAAAUGAAGUCUUGGGAAUAACAACCAACACUGACAACCAAGUGGUGUCAUCGGAGGAUGGAGAAGGAGCUGUUUCUAAUACUAGAAGGUUGGAAAUGCCCAUGCAUUAUGGAGAUGUUGAAGGUUUGGUUGGGAAACAUGGGCUGAGGGAAUCUUCAGAUAGUGAGUUGCUGAAGUCCCAUAAUCUUCAACAUGAUGAAGAUUCAGAAAGUACUUAUACAGCUAAUCGAGUUGGGAAAGAACAGGAAAUUUCUCAUCUGAAGCUACAGGAUUCUGAAGAUGGAGAUGGGUUGACAACAGACAGCAUCAAGAGUGAGACCAGCCAACUUGCUGAUGAUGCCUUUGAACAGAAAUUGGAUGUUGAAAGACUGCAAGAAGAUCAAGAAGCCAUUGAACAGAAAUUGGAUGGCGGAAGACUGCAAGAAGAGCAAGAAGCCAGGGCUGUCGAAAAACUAGUGGAUAGAGAUACCACUGGAAAAGGAAAAGGAAAGGAUGCCAAUAGAAAUGAGGAGGCAGAGAAUAUGGAGGUUGAUGGUGCUGGAGAGCAAACUACAGAGACAGAAGAUGACAUCCCCGGCAUUCUUGAUCUUGAGUUAGACGAUAUAGAACAACACCGCGGUGAGGGUAACACUGAGGAUGAAGAGUUCUAGAUUUCUAGUUUGUACUUGUAGAAGCGCUUCCAGUUUCAAUUUCAUGUUGGUAUAGCUCAGUUAUGUGC